GAUUUUGAUGGAAUUAAAAGACAAAAUGGAGAAUAAAACAAUGCAAACUUCAUGCAACCUGACCAGUCCGGAUUAUAACCAAACCAACUGCACUACUCCAACGUGGAUGUUCUACCCCGACUUCUACAUCUGGCUACCGGUUAUUUACUCAGUCAUCUGCGCCGUGGGACUCACGGGCAACACCGCUGUCAUUUACGUGAUCUUGAAGGCGCCUAAAAUGAAAACCGUCACCAACUUUUUCAUUUUGAAUUUGGCCAUCGCCGACGACCUUUUCACGUUGGUGUUGCCCAUCAACAUCGCCGAGCACCUGUUAAACUACUGGCCGUUUGGAGAGAUUUUAUGCAAAGUGAUCCUGUCCAUAGACCACUACAACAUCUUCUCCAGCAUCUUCUUUUUGACUGUGAUGAGUGUGGACCGCUAUCUGGUCGUGGUCUCCACGUUGCGCUCCAAACGGAUGCCCCACCGGACCUAUAGGUUAGCCAAGACGGUCAGCCUGAGCGUUUGGGUUCUAGUCAUUCUCAUCGUGAUGCCCUUCACCUUUUUCGCCGGUAUUACGUGAGUCGACGACGCGGAGAGCCGGAAGAGCUGCGUUUUGAGUUUCCCGAGCCCUGAGAGUUUCUGGUUCAAAGCCAGUCGGAUCUACACGUUGGUCCUCGGGUUUGUCAUCCCCGUAUCGACCAUUUGCAUCCUCUAUAGCGUAAUGCUCUACAAGCUGAGACGCACGCGACUCAACUCCAACUGCAAGGCUCUGGACAAAGCCAAGAAGCGAGUCACAAUUAUGGUCUUCAUCGUGCUUGCCGUUUGCUUGUUCUGUUGGACACCCUUCCACCUGAGUACAGUGGUCGCCCUCACCUCAGACUUGCCCACCACCCCGCUGGUUAUAGGUAUCUCUUAUUUUAUCACGGGACUGAGUUAUGCCAACUCGUGUCUCAAUCCUUUCCUUUACGCGUUCUUAGACGACAGUUUCAGAAAGGCGUUUAAGAAAUUGCUGGAGUGCUGAUUCCUUUUUUUUGUAAGCUCACAAAUCCAUCAUUGAGGUCCAAGUAGUAACUGUGCUGUUUUAAAUCAAAAGUCAAAACCCACUUUUUUAAAGUCACUUUAAAACAAUUAACUGGACUCAUAAAGUAGCUUUUCUUCUGCACUGUAAAGUGUUUUCUUCAUGUCCAGUUUCAACAUUAUUUUACCUUAUCAGUAAUUAAAUUUGAAG
Molecule: messenger RNA, 1207 nt
Organism: Megalobrama amblycephala (Wuchang bream)
Lineage: Eukaryota; Metazoa; Chordata; Actinopteri; Cypriniformes; Xenocyprididae
Product: neuropeptides B/W receptor type 2
Biological process (GO): neuropeptide signaling pathway
Cellular component (GO): membrane; neuron projection
Molecular function (GO): neuropeptide binding; neuropeptide receptor activity
Source: RefSeq, a predicted model, not a curated record